This is a messenger RNA of Glycine soja, 1321 nucleotides long. RefSeq names its product auxin-induced protein 6B-like. The coding region runs from base 180 to 458 and encodes 92 amino acids. The record is from RefSeq and is a predicted model, not a curated record. Gene Ontology annotation, biological process: response to auxin. The transcript has a single exon. NCBI's taxonomy places the organism in Eukaryota, Viridiplantae, Streptophyta, Magnoliopsida, Fabales, Fabaceae.
GCGCUUAUUUCAUUGCUCUCCUUCACCAAUAAUUCAACUAGCCUUCUAACAUGUCCUUUUAUCUCUAAAUAUAUAGUCAUGGUUGCAAGCAUUUUAGAACCAACACAAAUAAUUCACAUCCUGAAGCAGAGUCUUGUUUACACCAUUUUCUACUCAAUUAUCAUCAAUUAAAUACGACAAUGGGUUUUCGUUUACCCGGUAUCAGAAGGGCAUCAUUUGAUGCUAACCGAGCAUCCUCAAAAGCUGUGGAGGUGCCAAAGGGCUAUCUUGCAGUCUACGUUGGUGAGACAAUGAAGCGGUUUGUGAUCCCCAUAUCAUACUUGGUCCAUCCUUCAUUUCAAGACUUGUUGAGUCAGGCUGAGGAAGAGUUUGGAUAUGAUCAUCCCAUGGGUGGUCUCACAAUUCCUUGCAGCCAAGAUGUGUUCGCAAACCUAACUUCACACUUGAAUGGACUAUAAGCCUCGUACUGUAGAAGACUGACAUAUAUUUGUAGAGAUAACUUGUACAAUAGGAAUCUUCUCAAUUUGUAAAGAUCAACCCUUUUGGAGAAAUAGGAAAAAAGAAAAGGCUAUUAGGAUGACAAAUUUGUUUCUUUAUUUUUGUUUAAUGACAAUUAAUUCAAAUACUCAAGUGGCUCCUCUGUGUUUUCUGUUUGUUAGUUAUUGCCAACAUUUACUUUACUCUGUAUAAGCAAGGUUGCUUGCUAUAAGAAAAACAAGACUUCGUUGUCCUGAUAAAUUUUAAGGCCUGAUUAUUUCAAGACUCGCUGGCUAGAACAACAGUUGAGUAAUCAAUGGAUUUGUUUGAAUAUUUGCAUUAAAAUUGGCAAUAUCUUCUCUUACAGCCCACGAAACGACAGAUAAUCAAUGUGAUGCUGCUUCUUGUUUAGGAAAAUUGAAGAUUUGACGAACCUUAGAAUUGAAAGGAGCACUGAAGUAACCAAAGAGAAGUACUCUGGUGCUGAGUGCAGGAACUAAAAUGAGCCAAAUAGAUAGAAGAAUCUAGAAACAUGUGGCUGAGGCUGUUUCAGGACAAAUGUGUGUUGUGUGUUCCAUGUUCAGCUCAAGAACAAACAUUUAAAUUCAGCAGGGCAGCAGUAACAACUAUGAUCAACUUUGGCCAAAUAUCUCCAAAAUCCAAUGGGUGGCCUUACAAUCCCUUGUAGAGAAGAUGUAUUCCUAUAGAUAUUACUUCUCGCUUGGAUAGGUAGUAAGGGAGAAGAUUGAAAUGUAGAUGGCCAAUUCAAUUUUGUAUAGGAAACAUAGUUGAACAUUGUAAAUAUCUUAUCUUUUUUGUACUUAAGAUUUGUAAAGAUGUACCC